Messenger RNA from Staurois parvus, 323 nucleotides. Lineage: Eukaryota; Metazoa; Chordata; Amphibia; Anura; Ranidae. The record is from the annotation of a GenBank genome assembly.
AUUGGCAGAGAGGGGUGGAGGACACUGAGUGGAGGCCAGUGGAGGGAUUGGCAGAGAGGGGUGGAGGACACUGAGUGGAGGCCAGUGGAGGGAAUGGCAGAGAGGGGUGGCAGAUACAGAACGGUUAGUAAGGUGGAUGAGUCUGGCAGCAGCAUUCAUGAUAGACUGAAGAGGGGAUAGCCUGCGAUGAGGUCGGCCAAUGAGGAGGGAGUUACAAUAGUCAAGGCCAGAGAUAACCAGGGAGUGAAUAAGAUGCUUAGUGGUUUCUGAGCUUAGGAACGGGCGUAUCUUGGAGAUGUUGCGGAGGACAGAUGGGAGUCUAG